Molecule: messenger RNA, 493 nt
Organism: Scylla paramamosain (green mud crab)
Lineage: Eukaryota; Metazoa; Arthropoda; Malacostraca; Decapoda; Portunidae
Exons: 3
Coding region: 132-446 (104 amino acids)
Source: RefSeq, a predicted model, not a curated record
GUGCAGCUGGUGGAAGCAGUUGAGCAGAUACACAGCAGACUCCACUGCACCCAGUCCAGUUGCACUCUCACUUAUCGCAUUCAUCAGAGGAUCCACCACACAACUCACAAUCUGCUAAAGGAUACAAGACAAUGAGCCACAGUGGCGGCAGUAACCACCUCAGUGAGCAGACUCAGGGUGCGUGCCACUCCAGGUGUGGGUGCCAGUGUCUCUCCUGGCGGCUCUAUCCUCUCACUCACUCACAUGGCUCACCUGGUGGCACCAAAAGACAGCUUAGCUGGUGGAGUUCAUCAAGAGUGGCCACCAGCAGUCCUGCAUCAGUCACCUGCAGGGAUGAGAUGAACAUUAAAAGGAAGCAGAAACAUGAGCUGAAUAUCAACAGAAUGCUGAAAAGGAAGCAUGGUGACACAAGUGGUAGAAGAGAACUGAAGGAGAGCAGGAGGUGACUGAGUGAACAACACAGGGAGGAUUAAAUGGUAUACUUAAGAAUGCU